Molecule: messenger RNA, 901 nt
Organism: Homalodisca vitripennis (glassy-winged sharpshooter)
Lineage: Eukaryota; Metazoa; Arthropoda; Insecta; Hemiptera; Cicadellidae
Product: WD repeat-containing protein 7-like
Exons: 3
Source: RefSeq, a predicted model, not a curated record
AUGUAGUGGACAUCUACAACAUUUUGGAAUGGUUUAACAAUGUACACUACCAUAUUUUAGUUAUUUAUACAGUUCCGGGCUAUAGACUAUGAAUUUUGGAAGCUAAUAAACGAGUAACGGAACAACUUGGUACUAGAGUAUCAUCUACUCAAAUCGAUUAAGCGACUUAUCCUUUACAUUAAUGCCGAUUUAACCACCUGGCAUUAAAACAAACCUUAGCUGGAAUAGAGAGUUUAUUUUGAUAGACUGUAAAUACUAAAUCAAUGGGGCUCAACAGCAAAUUAUAUUAAAAGAAUUUUUUAAAUGCUUGCCAAAGAUUUUCACGGUAUUUAAAAUUUAUAGAAGUUCAAUAAGGCAAUUUUUUUGUUAUUGUAAAUACUCCUACCCUCUUUUAGUUUGAAUAUAAAAUAGUAAUAUUAACAUGUAUGCAGACUUAAAUUGUUAGAAUCAAGCAGAGAUUUUGGUAGAUUUUUCAACAAUAUAAUUUUAAAAGUAUAGGGUAAUAAACCGUAUUUUGUAUUUUUAUUAUUACAGCCCAUAAAUCAGGAACAGCAAGCUGUCACUCAUGAGGAGGAGGAAGAGGAAGAAGAAGAAGGCGUAGAAGGUGACCAUCACUCCCCCAUGCUAUGGACAGUCCACUGGGAAACGACGGAUGGUCAAAGCAAAGUUCUUAUCAGUGUUGCGAAUAACGAAGUGGACGAGCUUUGUGUUCGCAAGCCGUCGUCAGCCGCGGAGAUGAAACGCAAGCAGACGACAGCGGUGGUGCUGCUGGGUGUGAUCGGAGCAGAGUUUGGUCAAGACGUGGGAGAGACGAGCCGGAAACGGUCCGAGGAUCAACGUCGUAAGAGCUCUGUCGUCGAGGGCUUUGGUAUUGGCAACAACAACCUGGCACGUCUUACAA